AUGUGGAAAGAUCGUGACGAGUUUGUUGUGUUUGCUGCAGUAAUACAAAUAGAAGCAAUGCAAGAUAAGAAGAAAAAGUUGAUUAGUGGAAGAGUGCAUGAAAAUAAUUCUCAGAGUUAUGUUCGUAAGUUAAUAGGGAGUAUAUUAGGAAUGGAUAUGGAAAAAGGGACUG
Molecule: messenger RNA, 172 nt
Organism: Paraglomus brasilianum
Lineage: Eukaryota; Fungi; Glomeromycota; Glomeromycetes; Paraglomerales; Paraglomeraceae
Source: the annotation of a GenBank genome assembly